UGGGCAAACAUGGCGCCCAACGGUGAAUGGAGCGUCCUCCCUGUUGAGGCACGGGCCGCGGUCGAUAGGCGAUUUUCCGUCGUCUAAACGCCGUUUUAUUUUCAACCGAACCCUCCUCGAGCGGAAAGCACGGACGCGAAGACGUCAUGCUUUGAGGGUUCGCACUUGCGGUGUGUGCUUCGUCGCCGCCAAAGAGUCGAGUGAGAGGUCGCAUCGUGCGACGCCCCCGUCUCUGCUGCCGCAGCUUGCUGCCCGAGUCGUGAAACAGCAUGACAGACCUGUUCAAGUCGGCGUUGGGUUACCUCGCCGGCGGUUCGUCUUCUUCGGCGAACGGUCGAGGCGCUGAAGACCACGAAUUCGUAGGCCAAGUGGUCGAGCUCGGGAACCAGAGGUUGCGCGUCAAACGGGUUCUAGCCGAAGGGGGUUUCGGCUUUGUAUUUGCGGCGCAAGAUUUGUCUUCAAACAGGGAAUACGCACUCAAGCGAAUGUUUGCUGGAGAUGAGGAGGCGAGCAGAUCCAUUCUCCAGGAAGUCAACGUCCUUAAAAAGCUUUCGGGCCACCCAAACGUGAUAGACUUCAUCGCAGCUGCGGCCAUUGAGAAAGGCCAGUCGGGUCAUGGCAAGUCGGAAUACCUUCUCCUCACAGAACUCUGCCCAGGUGGUCCCCUGGUGGAUGUCCUUCAACAGCGGACGACAAACCUCAGCCUCGCUCAGGUGCUGCAGAUCUUCUACCAGACGUGCAGCGCUGUCCGUCAUAUGCACUCGCAGAGCCCGCCUAUCAUACACCGCGACCUCAAGAUUGAGAACCUCCUGCUGAGUUCCAAAGGCACCAUCAAGCUGUGUGACUUUGGCAGCUCGACGACUAAGUCCUACAAGCCCGACAGCUACUGGACGGCCAUCCAGCGGAGCCUAGUCGAAGAUGAGAUGUGUAAAAACACGACUCCGAUGUACCGGCCGCCGGAAGUGUUGGACACGUAUAACAAUUACCCCAUCAACGAAGCCAUGGACAUUUGGGCCCUGGGCUGCGUCCUGUUCCUCCUGUGCUUCCGCGAGCACCCGUUCCCGGACUCGUCCAAGCUCCGCAUCCUCAACGCCAACUACAGCAUUCCCCCUGGGAACACCAACUUUGACAUCCUCCACGAUCUCAUACGAGGCAUGCUCCAGGUGAACCCCACAUCGCGGCCCACGAUCAUCGACGUGGCUGAGCGACUGCAGGAGAUGGGCGAGGCCAAGAACGUGCAGCUGGAGAGCUCGCCGGGGCUGCGCGGAUCGAGCCCAGUGACGAGCGGCGCAUCCCAGGGCGACACCAGUGCAGCCCCGCACAGCGUGGCCAACUCCACUUCCACACCGCCCAGCCGGCCACCUCCGCCGAGCCUCAACGUCCAUGGGGGCACAGCGCCUUCCGCGGCUGCUCCUCCUCCUCCAUUGGCAGCGGAAGGAGGCUGGGGCAGCGCAGGCCUCUUGACGUCGCUGCGUGGCGGCGCUGGUAGCCUGCUCAAGCGUCUAGGUGACACCUCCACCAAGGUCAUGCACAUGGCCCAACAGACGAUGGGCAAGGCUGACUUGGACUUCAACUACAUCACAAGCAGAAUUGCGGUUAUGUCAUACCCCGCGGAAGGGCUGGAGUCCGCGUACCGCAACCACGUGGAGGAUGUGCGGACGUUGCUGGAUGCCCGACACCGCGGCCACUACGCUAUCUACAACGUGUCGGGCCGUGCCUACUCAUCGGCCAAGUUUGACUGCAAGGUCACCGAGCGGGGCUGGCUGGCACGCAAGGCCCCGCCCCUGCACACCCUAUUCAACUUGUGCCGCUCCAUGCUGGCCUACCUGAACCAGGAUGCCCGUAACGUGUGCGUCGUCCACUGCCUGGACGGCAAGUGUUCGUCGGCAGUGUUGGUGUCGGCCUUUCUGGUGUUCUGCCACCUGUUCGACAGCCCCGAAGAGGCCCUGCAGAUGUUUGCCGUUCGCCGGUGUCCCGUCACCCUCUGCCCUUCCCAGACAAGGUAUAUCCAGUACAUGUCGCAGAUGGUCUCCCAGAACCACCAAGUGUUGCCGCACCGGUUCCCGCUGCAGAUUGUGGCGCUCACACUGAAGCCCGUGCCUCUGUUCACAAAGCUCAGGGAUGGAUGCCGGCCUUUUGUUGAGGUCUACGUUGGCGAGGAGAGGAUACACAGCACAUGUCAGGAGUACGAACGGAUUGCUCAUCACAACUAUGCAGAGAAGCAGCUGACGAUUCCGCUGAACGUUGCAGCUGCAGGAGACGUGACUGUUGCAGUCUACCAUGCUCGGUCAUCGUUUGGAAAGGUGUCACCCAUAAAGAUCUGCCAGGUUCAACUGUACUCUGGAUUCGUGGCGCCCGGCACGUCACAGUUAUCGUUUUGCAGGCAUGAGCUUGACGGCAUUGAGGAGUUGGACCGGUACCCGGAGGGCUUCCAGCUAACGCUCGAAGUCCAAGUCGGUGGCAGUCCCAGUCCACGGCUAACCAACGGUCUGUGGGCCGACCUCGAGCACCUGGAGACGAGCGCCGCCAUCCUGUUCAGCACCGACGAAGAGCUCGAGGCCUGCAUUGGCCACUUCUCUAGGAACGCUCCUGCUAGGCCACCUCCGCCUGCGACGCCCAGCUUACCAAGCAGGGACACUUCGCCGCAGCACUCUGAAAGCGACAUUCCAAGUGCCACCACAUCUGCAGAGACCCUGCUGGGCCCGAUGCGCAAGCUUUCAGCAUCGGACAGUGGGAACGCAGCGGCGGCGAACAGCAGUUCGCCGGCGCCUCCGCCACGGUCCAAGGCCAAGGAGGUGGACCUGCUCAACCUGGGGAGCUUCUCUGUCGACGAAGGUAGCGGCAGAGAGGCUCAGGCGUCCUCGGACCGCAUGGUGGAUGACCUCCUGGGCACUUCUUUGUCCAGCCAGCAGACGUCCAACUUUGACCUCCUUGUCAAUCACAGGUCAGCGCAACCACCGUUGAUCGGCGACCUCUCGUCGCCUGGCACCCCGGCCUUCGACCCGUUUGCCACCAGUGCCACAGCGGGGGCAGCACCUGCAUCGGGUGUGCCCACAGUCAACCUGUUGGAUGCCAAAUCUCCGACAGCCACCAAAGGCGGGGCCGACCUCUUCGACCCGUUUGGCACGGCCACCCCGGCUUCUGCUGCUCCCGGCUGGGCCAGCACCAGCGUCAGUGCAGGGAACACACCACAGCACAAGCAGGGUGGCAUCCCAAACAGCGUGUCAGCCUUCAACAUGGCUGCCGCUUCGACAGCGACAACUCAGAGUGGCGGAGGAGCCGCCAAACUCGACACCAUGCCGGGGACGUGGGACACCCUGUUCCCAGGCAGCACGUGGGUGCCGCUCGUCCCCUCGACGGGCGGCAGCGGAGUGGGGAUGCCAGCAUCUGGGCUGACGCGGAACGCUUCCACGCCAAAUCUCGAGGCGCUCGGGCGCAAGGCCGACCCGUUUGCAGACCUAGGAAACCUGACCGGUGGCUCCACCGGUGCCGGUGCAGCUUCCAAGACGGGAACAGCAACUGCGACAGGCUUCCCGGCUUGGUCACAACCAAAGCCGGCCACAGCCACGAGCAGCCCGCAGCCGACUGGAAGCGGCACGCAGGUCGGUGGUGCUGGCACCAAUGGUGCAAAGUGGAGACCCGGCAGCGCCGUUCCCCCGGCUGCUCCGACAGCCGCAGCGGCAGGGGCUGCGAAGCCAAACUACAGCGCCGCAGCCGCACCGGGUGGCGCAAGCGUGUUCGUGGAAAAGACUGCGGCUUCGGCUGGGGCACCUUACAGCAACGGCCAGAAGGCGAAGCUAACGGAGGACACCUUUGAGGACCUCCUGGGCACGCAGGGCUUCUCGGGUUUUGGCAAGAAGGACACUGGUCCCAAGACGAUUGCCGAGCUUCGCCGGGCAGAGAUGGCCAAGGAGAUGGACCCAAUCAAGCUCAUGAUAAUGGACUGGACAACGAAGAAAGAGCGCAACAUUCGGGCGCUGUUGUGCUCACUGCACACGGUCAUCUGGGAGGGCUGCCGCUGGACCGAGGUGGGCAUGCACCAGCUCGUGUCGCCGGCCGACGUCAAACGUUUCUACCGCAAGGCCUGCCUUGCCGUACAUCCCGACAAGCUUGUGGGCACCGAGCACGAAGAAUUGGCCAAGCUCAUCUUCAUGGAGCUCAACGAUGCCUGGAGUGAAUUCGAAAAGCAGCAGGGACUUGCCUAGUCAGGAGAAAGGGCUGGACUUUUCACCUCUCACCUCUGCUCCCCUCGCACAACCUCGGUGCUGCGUUGUUGUAGCGAAAAGGAGUGUGCGGAGACGGAAGACGACGAAAAGGCACGCAGGGUGCACGGCAGGGCCCGCACGACACGAAUGCCAAAACGCGAUCAUCGGCAACGAGAGCAGUGGCGUCCACGUGCCGGUGCCGCCAGGCGCACGUGUUUCCGAUGCUAUCGCGGACAUUUAUUUUACGUCCCUUUUUUUUUUGUCUCGGUGCUUGUCAUUGUUUUUACAACCAUUGCCGAAGAAACAGUUCUUGUCACAAGUCGACAUACACCAAAUUGUUACGUAUUGUUGACAUUUACACGUACACGUGUUGAGUUUGUUCUCAAAGAGGAUUUUGGAAGCCCUGUCCAAGCAGAUACGGUGUAAUCGUCAGACGUCUAUGGUCGGUCGGAAUCGGUCCGUUGCCUCCGUGUGCUAGUCGUCAGGCUCGUCUCGACUUGGCUUUCGGCAGCAGGAAACUUGCAAAGGCUCGGUUUUGGGCCACGUUUGGAGUGUAACACUCCCAUUUUUUUUUUCUCCUUUUAUUUAAAACUGAAAUUGGUGAGGCACGGCGCGUCCUUUGUGGCACAUUUGCGGGACAGAUGCUGUCGCUGCUUCUUUGGAGUCGAAUCAUCGGAACCUGCUGUGUGUUGCCCACAUAUUCAGAGAGCGGUGGUGUAUAAGAACUGAGCAGUAUUUAAAUAACUUGGAAGUCACUUUAGUUUUUAGCACGAUCAAAUGUCUACACCGCUGAGAAGCAUCGGCAAAUGCUCCAUGGUCAGAAACAGUUCUCGCCGUUGGAAAUGGUGAAACAUGAAGCUUUGUGCAAACGGUGACUUGUUGCGAGACAGUGAGCACUCAAUCCAGUUAUGCUUAACUAUUUUUUUUUAAUUUUCUGUUCAUUUUGUACAGUCUCUGCCUUCCAGCUUUGGCGAAUCUCUGAUAAGAAUACUUUUAACAAGAGUGAAGUAUUAGUGCAAAAGAGCUCACAAUACAACAGUGUUUCUUUUUGUUUCAACAUACCGACUUGACAGAGUGGGCUUGCAUGGAUUGCAGUACUGUUCCUGUGCUAGGCACAGUGUUCUAGACGUGUGCUCAACUGUUAUUACUUUUUUUUUUCAACCCUUUUGUACAUAAUGUUAUUUUUGCUGCCGCCUUUCUGUACUGCGGUGUCCUUUGGUGUUCCAAUUUUGAGUCAGUCAUUGCAGACUCCUGCUGUAAACUAAGUUGUCUUUAUUAUUAUUAUUAUUUCUACAUCCUUGGGGGUGCAUAUUUGUUGCUGUAGCUAGCUUUCAACUCGACAGUCUACCACGGUAGGAGGUUUGAGUUUGGCAUUACGCACUGAAAGCCACGUCGCUGCGUUAUCAUUCCAGCACUUUAUAUUUGCAUAUCAUUGUCAUAGCAAGAUUUGUUUUGGUUUUAUAGGGAUCAAAGAAGACUUGUACAUUCUUUUAUAGCUUCGUUUGGCACGCUUUCAAAGAGGCCUCGUUAAAACGUGGCACUUGCAAACGACAAUUGAAGCGAGUGUCGCAGUUGUAUUCCCUCCAUGGGGCUGUGUUCUUUUGGUUCCAAACUUUUCGGGAUGUUCUUAUUCAUAGGUGCUCUAUAUGCUGCCCUUCUUUUAUGUUGGCUCGUUUAUUUGGUUGGCUAGUUAACCAUCUCCUUGCUGUUUACUAACUAGUACCUCUGUAGCAGACAGGCGUGGCACUAGCAACUUUUCUCCAAGCCCGACGACACACUCUGUGAAAGCUGCACAGUGGAUUUUUAGGUUUUCGCUUUAAAGCUAACCACUACACGUGUUUUCUGUUAGGUGAAGCUUUUAUGGUUACACACGUUAAUCAAAGUACUUCUGUUGUUUUGUGAAAAGUCGUUUCCUGCGCUUCUAUCUUCAUUGGAGAGAAUUCAUCGGCGGGGAUUUUGUUUGUGGUGUACGAAAUGCUGUCUACGUCAUGUGCCAUGUUUAGCGUAGUCUGGUCACUCCAGUACUUCUUAUGGGUGGUAUGCACAUUUCUGUGAGCACACCAGUACACUUUAACGCGUUUUGUGCCCGGAGGAUCAAAAACUUGUGCUGUCAACGUGAAACGCAGAUCUGGCUUUGUUGUUGUGACGGGCAAAUGCGCCAUGCCUGAGAUGUAUUUUGCAGGUUGUGGGUAAUGCAGCAACCUUGAUACAGUCAAACCUCAUAAAAACAAAAUUACAUCUGAGACAAAAAAUAGUUUCGUUAUGAUUGAAAAUUUGUUAUGAACGUACAUUUGCAACACUGGCCUGAUCGCAUGACUGUUCUUCACUUACUUUGUUAUACAAUUCGUUAUAACAGAUGAUUCUCUGUUUCCGCAUUUGUUAAAAUGGAAGUUUGGCUGUACUUGGAAUCAAAAGUUCAAAACUUUUUUAAGGAGGCUUUGUACACUUUGGUUCUGCUGUUGAAAGCAAGAGCAGCGCGUUUACCAUGACACCAUUUUGUCAUUUUAGUUGUGAUUUUAUUGUUUCUUCUGUCUUUCUGUCUAUUUUCUUUUACUGCACUGUAUUCUACUACCACUGCUCUUCAAGUGUUGCGUAGUGAUCCACUUGUUACAGGUGGGUAACAUCUUUCACACCAUGUACGUGCAUGCCAUUCACGUUGAAGCCGGGAAAAACAAGGGAUGCCCCGGGGUUGUGCGAGGGGGACGCGGGAUUGCUUCACCAGUGCUGCUUUGUCGGCACGAGUGCAUGCUGCUCUUGGCAAGCAGGUUGCCACUCAAGCGCUGCUUAGCAGGAAAUGUCACACGACACAGGCACAUUUAGGCUACAAGACUGGAUCUAGAAUACACUGUGUCCCUCGUCCCUUUAGAGGCGGCGUGCAGGCAUCUCUCUAGGGGCUGGCGUGUGUACGAGGUUCGUCUACUUGGAAGGGGUGCAGGCGAGGCACGUUUAUAAAAGGACACACAAAUGCUGCAACAGUCGUAAAUGUGGUCGUGCGCGGACGUUGGUCCGUGUGGCAGUUUUUAAGUUUUUUCGGAGCAGUCGAUGCUUGAUCCGAAGCUGUUGCCAAGGCUUAUAGUGAAGGUCCUCUGAAAUUCAUGAUGUUAGGAUGACAUCACAGUAUCGGUUCAUCCUCCCAUCAUUCAGGCUGGUGUAUUGUUAGGGAAAGCUGCCCAUUAGUGUUUGGUGCAACGUAACUUUAGAGAAAGUUUCUGAUUUAUCAUGUAAAAGAAGUAACAUUGGAUUCUAGUGUAGCUGUCGUCACUGAAGAAUUGUCUUGCAGACCUUAGGGCCAGUUUUGGGUCGCUGUAAGCAGUUGGUUGGUGAAGAGGAGCUGUUAUUGCAGGUGGGCCCCUCAGUGUGGUCUGGCAGCUGGUUUGGUCACAGAAAUUGGUCUGGCAGCUUUCCUUAAACCUGGUUAUGUUAGUUCAGUACAGUGAUGUUAGUUGCAAGGCAGGCUGGUAGAUUACACUGCAUUGUCGAGGCCUUUGUUGAAGAGGUGGAAGUGGUGUUACUUGAAAAUCAAAUUUGUGCUUUGUCAUUUGCGCCAUGAUUGUCUCUGUUGGUGUGUCGGACGCAAAAGCAAGUGCGUAUCUGGUAUACCGUAUAGCCGCACUUUGAACGGUCAUUUUUCCGAAGGACAUGGGGUAGCCAUCUACACUUUUUGCUUGUCGGUCUCUAGAGGGACGCCUUCUCGAAGCAUUUCCCUCGGUGAUGUACAGUGCCGCACCUCUCGUCUCUCCCGUCGUAACCUGGUUAGUUCCCAGAGCCUUUUAAGGAAGAAAAAAAUAUUUCUUUGAUGAGUUCGUGAGUAAUAAGUGACCGUUGCCACGUCUGAGGCGGGGCGUGGUGAGUGUAAUAUAUGGUGGCAGAGUCGGUGACAAAACUUCUUGUUUUUUUGUCUGUGAUAGAUUUGAUGAGGGCUUGUCUGUUGCAACGUCAUCAAGCUUCCUACAAGUGCGCCUGUACGCGUCGAUGCUGUGCCUACAAAUGAUACUGAGGGCUUUCUUUGUCUUGACUUUGUGUCCUCAUGACCAACCUCCCCCGAUUCGACGUGAUUGGCCCAAUUCAAAGUUUUCCUAAAAAGGAUUUUCUAUUUGGUCCUUGGAUAACAUUUGCAGUUAGGAGUAAAUUGCGUAAAAGAUACUGAGACAAUUCUGAUAGUUUAACCUUCUUUUUUUUUUUGCCAAGAGGCUCAUAACUGCAAUUCUUUUAUCGAUUAGCCUAGUGUUCAGAUAUGCGUGACUGCUUUUCGGCAUAGACUGGUAGAAAAACUAUUUUGCGAGUGGGAGCGAGUUAAAAAAUGUAAAUACUAGUUGUUUUCCUGUAAACUUAAUAUUUCGGAAGCACUGGGCUUGGUAUUUUUGUGAGUGAGCUAGAUGUAUGUACUAAGUGUACUACCUUGCAUAUCAAAUGCGACAUGCCUGUGACAUUUCAUUAUAUUUUUGAUUCAGUGUAAUAGAUUGACAAGUUAAGCAAAAGUUUUCAUUACAGGUCAAACUUUGGGUGUGUCUAAUUGGCGUAAGAGUACGGGUGACAGAUAAGAUAACGAGGGCAUGAAAAUUUGACAUCCGUAAAUACCAAGGAUGUAAAACUGAAAUAUUUCUGAAGUUCCGUCAAAACGGCGCAAGAUGGGAGGGAACUUUUACUAUCACGCCAAUUUGAUACUCUCGCGAAGUGCUGCAGUGAAAUAUCAUAAGCGGUUGCCUUGUUUUACUUGAAGAGUAGAUCUUUAUGAAAAGUGAAAAACUAGUUUUAUAAAUUUAUCACGGAGGUGGCUACUCGGAGGACGCAAAGCAAAGUUGGGCGUAGUACUUGUCCACCUGCUGUGCGCAUCUCUUCUUUUUUUCUUUUUCAUUCCUGUCAGUACUUGUUGGAAGCUCGAUGGCCCCUAGGAUUUCAUUCCACAAGAUGCUGUCAGACGUGGGAGAGUUGCUGUAAUCAGCCCUUACGCACUUCUAGCUCUCUGUGUUUGCUUUAUUCUUGCCAGGUUAUUUUUCGAUGUCCAGUUUCCAUGUUAUGCCUGCAGAACUGUGUUUUCCGACCGAAGGUGUGUCUGUUUGUUGAUGUACAUAUUAUAAAUAUAUACAUAAAUUCAUGCUGUUGAGAAAUCAAUGAAACAAUGCAAAAUA
Rhipicephalus sanguineus (brown dog tick) is the source of this 9334-nucleotide messenger RNA. It is a transcript of the gene aux, whose product is annotated as cyclin-G-associated kinase. The transcript is spliced from 26 exons. Gene Ontology annotation, biological process: protein phosphorylation; regulation of clathrin-dependent endocytosis; positive regulation of Notch signaling pathway. The coding region runs from base 270 to 4205 and encodes 1311 amino acids. Gene Ontology annotation, cellular component: cytoplasm. The record is from RefSeq and is a predicted model, not a curated record. Gene Ontology annotation, molecular function: protein serine/threonine kinase activity; AP-2 adaptor complex binding; ATP binding. NCBI's taxonomy places the organism in Eukaryota, Metazoa, Arthropoda, Arachnida, Ixodida, Ixodidae.